UCACCUGUCGGUCACAUGACAACAAUGACAUGACUUCUUUCCAAGAUGGCUGCCGAGUUCUCAAAUCUCUGACUAUCAGUAACAAUUUUAUCAUUUUAGCAAAAACAGCGUCUGUAUUUAGUCUAAUUCCUAGAUGAGCAGGUGCAGAGGGGGGAAGGACAGAGACAUUGCAGUGUCUUUUGAAUACGGUGUUGGCAUCUUCUGAUGUCCUCAUUCAAGGGUCAUCUUCAAGGUUGAGUAUACGAAGACAGAACAAAUUUGAAGAGCUAACCGACACUGCGAGCAUUAUCAACAGCACCAUGAAUGCAACACGAGUGAGGAGUCACAGUGUGGACCCUUCCCUGACCAGCCCUCCCCUCCAACAUCAGAACAUCUCCAUCAACAGUGUGACGUCCACGGGGUCCAUUGUCACCCCCCACAUGGAGGACCGCAUGAGGAGGAAGCUGAAGUACUUCUUCAUGAACCCCUGUGAGAAGUACAGGGCACGAGGAAGGAAACCUUACAAACUCACCUUACAGGUCUUCAAGAUCAUCAUGGUAACUGUACAGGUGUGUUUGUUUGGUGUCAGCCAGUUUUCUGUGGUCACAUUCUCAGAAGAAAAUGCCACAGCCUUCAGACACCUGUUCCUAAAGGACUGGGACCCGGGCUAUGACCAAACCUACUACCCUAAAACUUCACCUGUGUACGCUGUGUACAACAAAGAAAUCUUCUAUGACAGACUCAACUUCAUUUGGACACAGUUUUAUAACAUCAAGGAAGAUGCUAUAGGAUCCUAUGACUUUGCCGAUGUGAAUGGAAAACCCAUGCCCAUGCAGAUAUGCCACGAGAACUUCCAGAGUGGAGUGAUUUUUGCCGACAAUAACACCUACAUUUUUGACCCUGCUGUGGUAAAAGAGUGCAUCUUUGUCAAAGCUCCCACCCCCGGGCUAAAUGAGACAAUCCGGGACAGACUGGAGAAGCAGAAUUUCACCAUCAAUUUUGACAGUCUGAUCAAGCUGGAAGUGCACCUGGUGAUCCGAUCCAUACAUCUGCAGCAGACGACAAAGUACAGCACUCCAAACUGUAUCCAGUUCAAUGUCACGAUCCAAUAUGAUAACUCCAACCACGAUGGCAGGAUGGGCAUUGCCCUCACACAACAGAAGAUCUUCCUAAAAUGCCAUGCACUUACUGAUGACAAAGCUAUGCAUGUUGACUCUACUGGAGACACUAAUGACACAGGUUCCAUACUGCCCCUGACCUGGAGGUUUAACCUCAUCAGCAUAUUUGACCUGGUGGUGGUGGGGACAAGUCUGAUGUCCUGUAUCCUCUGUCUGCGCUCACUCAUCAAGGCCUGGCAGCUGAAAAAUGAAUUUGUUCACUUCUUCCAAAUCAACUACAACAAGGACCUGAGUUUUGCUGACCGCAUGGAGUUUCUCAACUUCUGGUACGUCAUGAUCGUCAUCAGUGACAUGCUGACCUGCUCAGGAGGGGUCAUCAAGGUCCUCAUUGAAAACAAGAUUGGGGGAGGUUCAUCUGUGUUCGUAGGGUUUUUUGACCUGUACGACACUUGCAGUCUGAUGUUGGGGACAGCUGCCCUGCUGGUGUGGGUAGGGGUGCUCAACUACCUCAACUUCUUCAGACAAUACAACAUCUUGAUCUUGACCAUGAAGGCAUCGGCUCCCAAUGUGCUUCGGUUCCUGCUCUGUGCAACGCUGCUGUACAUGGGAUUCGCCUUCGCUGGCUGGCUUAUCCUUGGGCCGUACCAUAUCAAGUUCCGUACCCUGAACACAGCGUCAGAGUGCAUGUACUCGCUCAUCAACGGUGACGACAUGUUUGCCACGUUCUAUGAGAUGGGUCAGACCAGCUGGCUGCCCUGGCUGUACAGCAGGUUCUACCUCUACAUCUUCAUCAGCCUCUUCAUCUACGUGGUCCUGUCCAUGAUGAUCUCCAUCAUUAUGGAUGUGUACGAGGCUGUCAAGGAUUACCAGGAGAACGGCUUCCCUAAGACAGACCUGCAUGAGUUUAUUGAGUGCUGUGAGGACAGACCAGAGUCAGGGUGUUACAGACUGGAGGGGGAGACAGCAUACAGUAUCUUCUGCUGCUGUAGGAGGGGCAGAGGCAGAGCAAAUACUUACGAACCAAUUGAAGAGGAAAGCUGAUGUGGUGUAACCUGGAAACACAUAAAAUGAUUUUCUGACCUGCAAACUGCUGAAAAGUCCUUAAGACAUUUGCCAAAGCAAAGCAAACGUCAUGUUGUAGCCGAGGAGGUUUAAUGGGAUACCUAGUAUUAAAACUUCUUGGCAUAAGAAAGACAAAUUUCAAUAUUUCUGUGUUUCUGACCUAUUUAUAUGUGUGCCAAUUGAUACCCAGUGCUUGCAUUGUUAUGUGUUAGCAUCAAUGAGUAAAACAUGACUUUGGUGCAUUGAUGAAGGUUAAACAUCCAGUUAGUACUAGUAA
Messenger RNA from Branchiostoma belcheri (Belcher's lancelet), 2436 nucleotides. Its product is annotated as mucolipin-3-like. Bases 300 to 2138 code for a protein of 612 amino acids. Lineage: Eukaryota; Metazoa; Chordata; Leptocardii; Amphioxiformes; Branchiostomatidae. Gene Ontology annotation, cellular component: plasma membrane; lysosomal membrane. The transcript is spliced from 18 exons. The record is from RefSeq and is a predicted model, not a curated record. Gene Ontology annotation, molecular function: NAADP-sensitive calcium-release channel activity.